Molecule: messenger RNA, 1353 nt
Organism: Ustilaginoidea virens
Lineage: Eukaryota; Fungi; Ascomycota; Sordariomycetes; Hypocreales; Clavicipitaceae
Exons: 4
Coding region: 1-1353 (450 amino acids)
Biological process (GO): phosphatidylethanolamine biosynthetic process
Cellular component (GO): cytoplasm
Molecular function (GO): ethanolamine-phosphate cytidylyltransferase activity
Source: RefSeq, a predicted model, not a curated record
AUGAAUCCUGCAACCAAGGAGGGGCUUCAGGGAGAAGCUGCCCCCGAGCUGCUCGAGGGCCGCAUUUGGGUUGACGGAUGCUGGGAUUUCUUUCACCACGGACACGCUGGAGCAAUGGUUCAAGCGCGGCAGCUUGGAGACGAGCUAUAUGUCGGUGUGCAUUCUGACGAGGAAAUCUUGGCCAACAAGGGCCCUACCGUCAUGAGCCUGGGAGAAAGAUUGGCGGCCUCGGAUGCCUGUCGAUGGGUCACCAAGUCCGUUGGUCACGCGCCCUACGUCACCGAGCUUGACUACAUCUCCCAUUACGGCUGCAAAUACGUCGUCCACGGGGAUGACAUCACGUCCGACAGCGACGGCAACGAUUGCUACCGGUUCGUGAAGCAAGCCGGGCGGUUCAAAGUCGUCAAGCGCUCACCAGGCAUCUCGACCACGGACCUCGUGGGCCGCAUGCUUCUGUGCACCAAGACGCACUUCAUCCAUUCCUUGCAAAAGACGCUCGCUGGCCUGGAAGGAUACGGCAGCCCUGACGAGCGAAAAGCGCAGGGGCAGGCGAUGCUGGAACGCCUCAAGCUGUAUGCUACCGACGAGACCGCCAAGGCGCCCGGCGCGGACGUGUGGUUCUGGAACGCGUCGACCCAAGCAAAGGCCGAGGAUACGGAGGAGGAAAGGGGGACUUUUGAGAAGAUGCUCACCGCCGGCGGGCCAAAACCAGGACAGCGGAUUGUCUAUGUCGACGGCGGAUUCGACUUGUUCUGCAGCGGCCACAUUGAGUUUCUGCGAAAAGUCGCGGUCGAGGAGGAGGAGCUCGCGCGCAAGGCGGGCUGGUACUCUGAAGAAUCCAAACGCAGGCGAACGAGCGACGGCGGCAAGGACUAUGGCCCGGCAUACGUUGUGGUCGGGAUACACGACGACGAAGUAAUCAACCAGUGGAAGGGCGUCAACUACCCCAUCAUGAACAUUUACGAGCGCGGGCUUUGCGUCUUGCAAUGCAAGUACAUUCACGCGGUGCUGUUCGGCGCCCCGUUUACGCCAACCAAGGCGUAUCUGAAGUCGUUGCCAUGGGGCAUCCCCGACGCCAUCUACCACGGACCUACAGCCUUCAUACCACUCACCUACGACCCUUACACGGCGCCCAAGGAGAUGGGGAUCUACCGCGAAAUCGGCAAGCAUGCCUUUUCCGAGGUCAAUGCGGGCGAGAUCGUGCAGCGCAUCAUGAAGAGCAGGGACAAGUACGAGGCAAGGCAGCGGGCCAAGGGGGCCAAGGCCGAAGCAGAAGCGGCAGCCCGACGGCGAGAAAUCCUGGAAGAAGAGCAGCGGAACAGGGAGAGCGAGAGAAACGGCAGAAGCACGUGA